Molecule: messenger RNA, 3017 nt
Organism: Centropristis striata (black sea bass)
Lineage: Eukaryota; Metazoa; Chordata; Actinopteri; Perciformes; Serranidae
Gene: coasy
Product: CoA synthase
Exons: 10
Coding region: 259-1941 (560 amino acids)
Biological process (GO): coenzyme A biosynthetic process
Molecular function (GO): dephospho-CoA kinase activity; ATP binding
Source: RefSeq, a predicted model, not a curated record
GUUCAUGUGUGAGAGACUUCCACUAGUAGGUGCUUAGCUAUUUGGACUGGAGUGGACUGGAUAUGACAGUUCCUCGUUGAAGAUAAUAAGGAAAAAACGAUAUAUUCAGUAGCCAUGUGGACAUAUCUUAUUAUUUAGUGCGUGAUUCAUCCGAUCUUCAUGUCGCUUUAGCUUUGCUAAACAGAGAGUUUACCCACACUCUAUCCUUCUGACUCAGCAGACACUCAACCGUGAUUCCCUGUGAUAUCAGCCAGGACCAUGUCCAUGUUCAGCACGGGCAUCCUUGUGCUGACGUCUCCUCUCCACACCCUCCCCCUGCGCAUUGCACCGGUGCUCAGCUCCGCCGCUCAGCUUGUGGAGCGCACCCUGUACGUCCACCUCCACCCAGGGCUGAACCUGGGAAGUGGGAGCCAGCCUCGACCAGUUUUCAUUCCACCAGUAGUGGACCUAUCUACGCUCAUUUCCCGCCUUUACAGCAAUGCAGCUGACGUAUGCGGGCACCUGGAUGUGCGUGUUUUGCUGACUAAUGUUCGCGCUCAGUCAGCUGGAUGCAGCGGGACCACGGCCCCAAACUGUCCCUUCCCCACGCCACAAUCUCUGUCUCACUCCCCAGAGGUGUUGCUCACAGACUUUCCUCUGCAGGACCCAGGUCAGUCCCGUCAGGUUACGCAGUGUCUGCAGAGGUACACAGGCCACUGCUACGUCUGCAGCCCCAGCCUGCCCUCAGUGCUGCUUCACCCACAGCUAAUGAGCCUGCAGGAGAAAGAGGAAGGCCUGAAAGAGCCGGAAGAAAAGGCACAACCCUUGGAGACUUACAGUGACGUGGUGGUAGGCGGGACAUUUGACCGGCUCCACGGGGCCCACAAGACACUCCUCAACAUCUCAUGUCUAUUAGCCAACAGAAGGUUCCUUAUUGGUGUGUGUGACCAAGCAAUGCUGAAAAAAAAAGUGCUCAAGGAGCUGGUUGAGCCCUACUCUCUGCGAGCCCAGAGACUACAGGAGUUCCUGCAAGACAUCAAACCCUCACUGCAGGUGGAGAUCGUGCCCCUUGACGACCCCUAUGGAGUGUCUGUAGUUGACCCCUUGUUGCAGUGUAUUGUGGUUAGCGAGGAGACGAGGAAAGGAGGCGAGGCUGUUAACAAGAAACGCAUUGACAAUGGCCUUCCAGUUCUCGUCCUUCAUGAAAUCCAGUUGCUGAAAGAUGCCCACCACACUGAGGCAGAAGAGGAGAAGAUCAGCUCCUCCAGUCUACGCUCUCGUCUGCUGGGAACCCUCCUUACCCCGCCUAAAGACACAUCCCAACUCGCUCCACUUCCAUACGUUAUCGGCCUGACAGGAAGCAGCGGCAGCGGGAAGAGCUCCAUCGCCAGGCAGCUGGAGGCUUUGGGCGCCGUCCUGAUUGACUGUGACAAGCUGGGCCACGAGGUUUACCAGCCCGACACUGCAGCCUAUCACAGAGUGCUGGAGGAGUUUGGGUCAGAUCUUGUGAAUGAAGAUAAAUCCAUCAACAGACGUGCAUUAGGAAGGAAGGUUUUUGGAAACCAGGAGCAGUUAAAAGCACUAACAGACAUUGUAUGGCCUGAGAUUGCACUUCUGGUGAAGAACAGAAUCCGCCAAGCCAGAGAGGAAGGUAAACAGGUGUGUGUGUUGGAUGCAGCCGUUCUUCUGGAGGCCGGAUGGACAGACAUGGUCCACGAGGUCUGGGUCACCAUCAUCCCUGUUGAGGAGGCAGUUAUAAGGAUAACAGAGCGAGACGGCGUGACCUCCGAGGACGCCCUGCGUCGGCUGCAGAGUCAGUGGUCCAACAGCAAGCAAGUCGAGCACGCCAACGUGGUGCUCAGCACGCUGUGGGAGCCAGAGGUCACUAGGAAACAGGUACUGAAAGCUUGGAAUCUUCUUCAGAAGAGAAUCCAGCAGAAGCAAGAGGGACACAUGUUGUGACCCGUGCAUACAGAACAAGCAUGUGUCGGCCCAGGGACACGUGCACACUAAUGACUGAUCCACACAAGGAAAAACUGCCUUAGAAAGGAGUGAGAACGGUUGCUGUGCCGUCGCAGCAAACCCAACGCGCUCUCUCGCUUCUUCGACCAAGACUCCGUGCCUAAUUGACUUUCCACAGGUUUUUAAAAGUUUUAUCUGAAGAUGCUUAGUUGAAAGAUGGAGGGGGGAAAAUGAAUAAAUGAUCCCAAAACUAAAUGAUUUAGGAAUUUAAAAGCUGCAAUUCAUGUUCGGGAUUAAUUGUUAGCCAAAGAUUUUUAAUACCCAACAUUCACUAAUCCCAGAUCACUUUAAGACAAAACCUCUCAGUAAAUUCUGAUAUAUUUGGCCACCUGAUAAGUUCUGUCCUCUUUCCAUGUCUUCUCAGUAUAAAUAUGAAUGUAGCUUAAAAAGGAACUAAUGGCAAGGGAAUGAUCAGGUACUAUACUGGGAGAUUGUAUGAUUGCCACUGUUAAAUCAUAGGAUUAAAUGUUGUUUACGUUUGUGGUUUCAGGGUUGGGAGAAUAUUUUUAAAAAUUCACUAUCAAAUGACCUAUUAUAAAUAUGUGCAAUAGACUAGAAUAUUUUUUAAUAUCAGUGUAGUCAUGUUGAAAUACACUUUGGAAUUGACAAUUAGUGAAAUUAUACAUUGACUAAUAAAGGAAAAUGCAUAAGACAUAUGGAGGUAUUUUAGGCUGAUGUGAAAAAGCUGUUUGUCUUUGAAACAUUUAUAAAUUAAAUGUUUUGCAAUUGAAGAGCUCAUCUGAAGAUUUAAAUGCCCUCUAAACAUUGUUGAAAAAGAGAGCCAAAAGAGAAGGCAAAGUAGAAACUAAACUUAUGUGUUUAGCUUCUGAUAAAUGUCUUAUACUCCAGUAAAAGUGUAAACCAAUGUUUACAUAAUGAGGCUAAUGCUUCAUUGCUUUAGCUGUACAAGAAUUAUUCAAUGAAAUGUCACUUGUUCAGAAAUGUCAUCUUUUCAUUGUCUUGCAUGUCAUCUGGAAACUCGGCAGAAUACUUUAAUAAAAUGGUGUAACAUUAAA